Molecule: messenger RNA, 405 nt
Organism: Hyposmocoma kahamanoa
Lineage: Eukaryota; Metazoa; Arthropoda; Insecta; Lepidoptera; Cosmopterigidae
Gene: RpS26
Product: 40S ribosomal protein S26
Exons: 3
Coding region: 40-387 (115 amino acids)
Biological process (GO): translation
Cellular component (GO): ribosome; cytosolic small ribosomal subunit
Molecular function (GO): structural constituent of ribosome; mRNA binding
Source: RefSeq, a predicted model, not a curated record
UUUCCUCCUACUUCGUUUACCGUAUCGGAGGUUAUAAUCAUGACUCGGAAACGCCGUAACGGAGGACGUGCGAAACACGGCCGCGGGCACGUGAAGGCUGUGCGAUGCACCAACUGCGCGCGUUGCGUGCCAAAGGACAAGGCUAUCAAGAAAUUCGUGAUUAGGAAUAUUGUCGAGGCUGCCGCUGUAAGAGAUAUAAAUGAGGCCUCAGUGUAUCAGUCAUUCCAGCUGCCCAAGCUGUACGCUAAGCUCCACUACUGCGUGUCAUGCGCUAUUCACAGCAAAGUGGUGAGGAACAGGUCGAAGAAGGACCGUCGUAUCCGCACACCGCCUAAGAGUAACUUCCCACGUGACAUGUCACGUCCCCAAAAUAUUGUUAGGAAGUAAACAAUAAACUGGAAAAAC